AUGACCCCCUUCCCCCGCGCCUGGCCGGGGCGAGCCGGGCCCCGAGCCGGACCCCACGGGCAGGAGACGAGGCGGGGCCGACAACGAGCGCUGCCCCCCGCGGUGGGUCCCGGCUCAGAGCAGGCGGGGCCAAGGGGGCGGAACCAAGGAGCCGGAACCUGCGGGGCCGGGGACGGGAAUGGGAGCCGGACACGGAGCGCCCCUCUCCCCAGGAGGCACCAACCGCUUCCCCCAGCGUGUGAGCGAGUGACUCCAGCCCCCAGGGAGACGCCCGUAAAGCCGGAGUCUGGUGAGAGAUUUGUAACGCGCCCCAGCGUCACCCCAGCCCCACGCUCACAGAGUCCAGAUCUCUCAGAUUUAGCCACCAUAGGUACCAGCCGCUUGGGUCCCAUCAUGGCGUUUCCUGAGCCGAAGCCCAAGAAGCCAGAGCUGCCAAAGAAGCUGGUGCAGACUCUGGAGUGCAAACAGGGAGCGGUCAGGGCAGUGAGGUUUAAUGUGGAUGGAAAUUACUGUCUCACCUGCGGAAGCGACAAGUCCCUGAAGCUGUGGAACCCCCACAAGGGGACCCUCCUGAAGACCUACAGUGGCCACGGCUACGAAGUGUUGGACGCGGCUGGCUCCUUUGAUAACAGCCAGCUCUGCUCCUGUGGGGCCGACAAAACGGUCGUCCUGUGGGACGUAGCCAGUGGGCAGGUGAUCCGCAAGUUCAGAGGUCACGCGGGGAAGGUGAACUGCGUGCAGUUCAACGAGGAGGCCACCGUGAUCCUGUCGGGCUCAAUCGAUUCCAGCGUCCGCUGUUGGGACUGCCGCUCACGCAGACCCGACCCCAUCCAGAUCCUGGACGAAGCCAAGGACGGGGUGUCCAGCCUGAAAGUGUCGGAUUACGAGAUCCUCUCUGGCUCUGUGGACGGCCGCGUCCGGCGCUACGACCUGCGCGCAGGGGAGCUGUACUCGGAUUACGUUGGAAGUAAGGCACCUGCCCCACUGAAAUCCAGGGCCGCUGGUCCCUCACGAGGGGCUGCUCAGCGCGCUAGGGCCCUGCACACAAGGAAAGGUGGUGUCGGGCCAGCCUGGGGCACUGGCUGGUGGGGUGAUCCAGGUGGGGUGCAGCAUGAGGGGUUCCCCGUUCCCCCCGUGCAGACCCCAUCUGGUCUGUUCCGCUCUAGAUACACUGGCCACAAGAACACGGCCUACAAGCUGGACUGCUGCCUGAGCGAGAAGGACACGCACGUGGCCAGCUGCUCGGAGGAUGGGCACGUGUAUUUCUGGGACCUGGUUGAGGGCUCCCUGACGCUGAGCCUGCCCGUGGGCAGAGGCGUGGUCCAGUCCCUGUCCUUCCACCCCAGCGAGCCCGGCCUGCUCACGGCCACCGAGGGGCGCGUGCAGUUCUGGAGGGAGGAGCCCCACACCGCCGAGGAGCAGCCGCCCGCCUGUUGAGCAGGAGCAUCAGGCGUCCCUCCAGCCAAUCACACACGGACUCAGUCUUGGGGCAGCCGCUUUAUUGAGCCCCGUCUCGGAGUGGGGGCGGCCGGGACUCUAGGGGGGGGCGGCAGCAGCAGUGAGCCCCAGAGCAUGGUGGGGGGGGCCGACCUCUUGCCCUCCACAGCAGCUCAGAGCCCAGCCAUGCAGGAGUCGUGGGCCUGCCCAGCAACCCUCUACCAACCAGUGACCCUACAGCCCCCCACUAUCACCCCACACUCCAUGGGGCAUCUGGACACAGCCACAACUGGGUCGGGGGGCCUGGGGAGACUUCAGAAGACAUUAAUGGGGGGAUCCCCCCAAGGCCUCUGGGGCUUUGGUUUUUUUUAAUCUUCCCCAAAAUCUAGCCCCCCGUGCCAGGCGUCCGUUCCAUCGGUCAAGUACGCCACAGUCACCCUGCCCCCGACAGGUCCAGUGAGGGCACAACCAGCGCCCCGCGUGGAAACUGACACCUGGGCACCAGCUCCAGCCAGGAGCUAAACUCUCUCCGUUUUCCCUGCUGCAGAACGGCAGGGGCGGGCGAGCGCCAGAGCUCAGCGCUGCCGGGCGGUUCUCUCCCCCCUGCAAAAGGGGGUGUUCCUAGCACAGGUUAGAACGGACGUGCCCCGGCUCUCCCCAGGGGGGCACAGCUCCUGUCCCCCAGGCUGCCCUCACGCCAGGGCUCUGUUAGCUUGCGCUAGGGGCGUUCUCCCCUCGGGGUCACUGGAGACGGAACACGCAGCAGCGAGGGUUUAGUGCCGCUCAGCCGCUGACGUUAGAGGGGAGCCGCGAAAGCCGGCUGGCUGGCUCUUCGCUGCUGCUAACAGGUGUCCUGACCGCGUGGGAUGGGAGCACAGUUGCUCUUUCCCAAAAGCUGAAUAAUAAAAUCAUGUUUAACAUG
Chrysemys picta bellii (western painted turtle) is the source of this 2359-nucleotide messenger RNA. Lineage: Eukaryota; Metazoa; Chordata; Testudines; Emydidae. The record is from RefSeq and is a predicted model, not a curated record.